AUGGCUGUCUAUACACUCGUACAGGAAUGGGCUGACCUUCGAGAUUACCUCCAGAGUCUGUGGCAUGAGGUUGCAUACGACGGCCUCAACAGCGCCAUUGCUGGGACCCUGUGUAAUGUCGCAAUUACUAUGGUUAAGCGAACGCAAUCUGCCAUAUUUGUCGAUUUUCCCGGCCAUGAUUUAUACAAGACGGUCAUGAAAACUAUCACGCGGGGUGAUCCGGAAAAAGCCCAGACCAUGUUCUCUGCCCACAUUCUCAAAAUUUCACCGGAUUCCGCCAAGGGUGAAGUGGUUCAGGAAAAUAAAGUUGAUAUUAAAGAGCAAUUCUCGAUACAUGCGUAUCAAGACCUCCUCGACUUUAUCACUAACUUCCAGAAGACCCGAAGUGGGAAGCCAACUAAGCGCAUGCUGGCUGAAAUUCGUAACUGGGACCCUUAG
Molecule: messenger RNA, 438 nt
Organism: Aspergillus tanneri
Lineage: Eukaryota; Fungi; Ascomycota; Eurotiomycetes; Eurotiales; Aspergillaceae
Exons: 1
Coding region: 1-438 (145 amino acids)
Source: RefSeq, a predicted model, not a curated record